This is a messenger RNA of Tetrahymena thermophila SB210, 630 nucleotides long. Its product is annotated as EF-hand pair protein. Gene Ontology annotation, molecular function: calcium ion binding. Lineage: Eukaryota; Ciliophora; Oligohymenophorea; Hymenostomatida; Tetrahymenidae. The record is from RefSeq and is a predicted model, not a curated record. The transcript has a single exon.
AUGCAAGCUGCUGAUCAACACGUUACUGAAGUCUUAUAAAAGUUAAAGCUAGCUAUGAAGCACUACAAUAUUUCAACCAUAGAUGGCUACUUUAAGAUGGACAAAGAUAAUAACUUCGUAGUAAGCGUUAGUGAAUUUGGCGAGACUCUUAAGUAGGUCGAUCCAACUUUAACUGCUUAUGAAAUUUAAUUAGCUUUUGAUAGAUUUGACACAAACAAGUCAGGUACUCUUGAUUAUAGUGAAUUUUCUUCUAACAUGGAUAAGAUUUAAAUCCCAGACACCAAAACUUACACCACAAAAGAACAAUUAUAGGAAUCCUAAUAAAAUGUAUCCAAGGCUGAGUUAGAAAAGUUAUAAAAUGAUUAAGCUGCAUUGCAAACAGCAGCUGAUAGAGCAAUUAGCAAGCUAAAAUAAGCAGUUGCUUACUACAAUAUUAAUCUUUAUGAUUUAUUCAGAAAGUAUGAUAGUACUCGUGAUGGAGUUCUUGAUAUAAAUGAAUUUGCUAGACUAAUUCUCCAAAUGGAACCUAAUCUUGAAAUUACAGAUAUUUUAGCAGCAUUUGGUAAGUUUGAUUCUGAUUAAAACUACACUAUCUCCAUCAGUGAAUUUUAAGAUGCUAUUAAGAACUGA